AUCGGGCUGGUACUUCCUUCUGCCAGAGAGGAACACGACGAACUUCCGUCGUCGUUGUCUGCCGACGAAAGGACUUCGCGACGAAGUAAACUCACACGAAACAAAAUGAACGCCAUGGAAAGAAAGCUCGCAGACUUAAUACGUGACCACCCAAAUCUGUACGACAAGUCCCGACGGGACUACAAAGACAGUCUGAAGGGCCACUUGUCAUGGAAAGAGAUAGCAGACAGCAUGGGGAAGUCGGAGGAGGAGGUGAAACUGAAAUGGAAAAACCUUCGCGACAAGUUCUGCAAAGCGAAGAAGCGAAUGGCCAAGAGAAGUUUCCCUCCGCUCACAGAGGAGGAGAACAACCCUGUGGAGAGGCCUGUCCCCGCUCUGUACCACCAGCUCGGCUGGCUCAGUGCGUAUGUCAAACCAAGACCAGGAGCUAUGAGGGACACCGACGAGGGAGUUGGGAGUAGUGAUGACCAGGAGAAGGAGCGAGGCAAAGAGAAGAAGGAGCAGCAAUGUCCCCUUCCUGUCGUUAGUACGAGCUGCUCAAUGGUGGAGUCUUUCCAAAACAGUCACCAGGAGAUGGGUGUCUCUCUGAAACGUAAGAGAAAAACCACCACAGAAACUGAGAUAAGUUCUGCAGAGGCUCUCGCCAACCUCAGAGAUGAAGAUGAACUGUUUCUGCUCAGCCUUCUGCCCUCACUGAAGAGGCUCACCAUCAAAAAAAGAAUGGAGGUGCGGAUGAAGUUUCAGCAAGUGCUUUAUGCUGCAGAGUUUGAGGACUAAACUGCCAAUGAAAGGCAGAGAAUGUAUGAUUGGUAAAGGACUUGUGUCUUUUUCUUUCUUUUUUUGUUUACACCUCUGCAACAUUCACCUUGUAAAUAGAUUUUUAACCUGUUAGUAUUUAUUUAUUAAUCACCAGUGCUGUAAAAACAUCGAUAUGUCGUUUCUUUAAUUCAGUGUUGCUGGAGUUGUUUUUUAUAAGGAGCUUUAUGGUUUCGCUUGAAAACUGAAUAGUGUUUCAUUUGAACAUAGGUGAUGGAGCCACCCUUUUAUUAGGAUUUACAAAAUAACAAUAGAGCUGUUUGGUACGCACAUGCAUUUAAUGCUAAUGCAGGUUAAUACCACAGCACCACCAUAGCUCCUGUCUUAUAACAAUAUUAACAUUCAAGGGAUUGGGUCCAGGACUAUGCUAAAAACGUGCAAGAAUACCCUAAAGCAUCAGUGAGGAACUUGAGUUUGUUUUGACUUUGGUCCCCCUUGUGGACAAGAUGUGCAUUUGAUCUCUUGCUGCUGAUUUUGUCCUGUAUAUGUGUAAGUAUUGCUUUUUAACAAACUCCCACCCUGCUGUCAUUCAAAAGUCAAAUACAUCUCUCAUCAGGAAUCUUCUCCAUGUUUCCUCAGCCUGCUGUAAGUCGUCAUGUCUGACACUUACCCUGCAGUAUAAGGCAUCAAUAAAAACUACUUAGAAAUUAUCACUUUUGCUGCUAAUAGUCUUGCUUGCUGUUGAAGCUCAUGUAUUCGUUUUAGUCUGUUACAUAACCAGCUUAAGGAUCCUCACAGGAGCUUUGACCUUGUUAUUCUGAAAUAAAAAAUGUUAUUUUUUUAGCAAUUGGUUGACUAAUGUGUGUGUGGACAAACCGACUUUUACAGCGUAUAAUAAUAACACUUCAUCCUGA
Messenger RNA from Notolabrus celidotus (New Zealand spotty), 1670 nucleotides. RefSeq lists its product as uncharacterized. The coding region runs from base 106 to 777 and encodes 223 amino acids. The transcript has 2 exons. The record is from RefSeq and is a predicted model, not a curated record. Gene Ontology annotation, biological process: regulation of transcription by RNA polymerase II. Gene Ontology annotation, molecular function: DNA binding. Lineage: Eukaryota; Metazoa; Chordata; Actinopteri; Labriformes; Labridae. Gene Ontology annotation, cellular component: nucleus; transcription regulator complex.